CCGACGUCGUUUUAUUAUAGCCGUCCUUCUCUUCUCUAUUCCUCCUCCUCCGUCUGCUAUCCCGCUUGUGACAAGGUGCUCUACCAGUGGGGAAGGCCUCGUCUGUUGUCCAUGAGUAUCGAGAUUUCAUUUUUGUCUUGAAAAAGCCGCGCUUGGGAACAACAUAAAUUGUCACCAGCAAUUCCUCUUCAUGGAUUUGCUGGACAUGCUUAAGCGCAAGAAGAAGCCGGACAAAGAACCUCAACUUCCUGUAUUCUGGUUCGAAACAUCUAAUUCCGUUUGUCGCCGGUUCCAGUUUGAACCCGAUGGCCCACUCUCUGUAAAGCUUGUAGAUGACUCUAGACCAAUAUAUCACAGGAUGGUGGAGUCUUUCCUAAAUAAAUUUUUCCCCUCAGGAUAUCCAUAUAGUGUGAAUGAGGGCUUCCUUAGAUAUACACAGUUUCGAGCACUUCAGCAUGUUACCAGUGCAGCACUAUCGGUGCUGUCAACUCAGUCACUGCUAUUUGCUGCAGGCUUGCAGCCCACCCCUGCUCAGUCAACUGCUGUUAGUUGGAUUUUAAAGGAUGGAAUGCAACAUGUAGGGAAGCUAAUAUGUAGUAAUUUGGGUGCACGAAUGGAUUCAGAGCCUAAACGUUGGAGAAUUUUUGCUGAUGUGCUCUAUGAUUUAGGCACCGGCUUGGAAGUGCUGUCUCCUUUAUGCCCGCAUCUUUUUCUUGAAAUGGCAGGCCUAGGUAAUUUCGCAAAGGGGAUGGCAGUUGUUGCAGCAAGAGCGACUAGGUUGCCUAUUUAUUCUUCAUUUGCCAAAGAAGGAAACCUUAGUGAUCUAUUUGCUAAAGGGGAGGCUAUUUCAACUCUCUUUAAUGUUAUUGGAAUUGGUGUUGGAAUUCAGUUAGCAUCUACUGUCUGUACUUCAAUGCAAGGGAAGUUGGUUGUGGGGCCUCUCCUUUCAAUUUUACAUGUAUACAGCGUGGUUGAAGAAAUGAAAGCUACUCCUGUCAAUACCUUGAAUCCACAAAGAACCGCAAUGGUUGUGGCCGAUUUUCUUCAGGCAGGGAAUGUAUCCAGUCCUGCUGAUAUUAGAUACAGAGAAGAUCUGUUAUUUCCUGGGCGACUCAUAGAAGGCGCCGGAAAUGUUAGAGUGGGUAGGACUUUGCACAAGGCCGUUAAGCCUUCAAAGCUCCGUGAAAUAAAACAAUUAUUCCCUGAGGAGAAGUUUCUCUUAAAUGGUGGAGAUAAAUGCAUUGACAUGGUGUUGGAGCAUGAUGCUAGUGGGGAGGAUGCAUUGAGAGGCUGGUUGGUUGCGGCAUAUGCUGCACAGAUGACCAAGUCCUCUCGAGAUCUCGGUGCCAGAACCCUGCAAGAGGCCUAUGACAAAAUGAACGAUGUAUUCCCUGUAUUUCUAAGAGCGUUACAGAACAGAGGAUGGCAUACUGAUCGUUUUCUGGAUGGUGCUGGGAGUCGCUUUUCAUUGUAGCGAUAAUGCUAUGUUUGCCUUCAGGUUUCACCCAUUUCUGUGGCUGCAUCUGAAUAUGAUGCGUGGCGGUAGGUGUAGACUCUCAACAGUGUUUUGCGCGGAUUAAAGAGAUAGGAAAACAUUUUUGGUAGCUGAUCUUUUUUUUAACAUCCCAGAUUAAGGCAUAGAUUUUUUUGCCCCCCAGUAUUUCUGAUUGAAGCAAUUAAGAGCUUCUUUGGUCCCUAAAGUUUCCUUGAAUGUUGGGGAACAAUUAAUAAUUAAUUAUUUUAGUGGAGAAUAUAUACUGUUUAUGAGAGAUGAGGUGACGAGGCAUAAUUCUAAGCUGCCUUCUUGUGCAUU
Neltuma alba is the source of this 1813-nucleotide messenger RNA. RefSeq names its product protein root UVB sensitive 2, chloroplastic. The record is from RefSeq and is a predicted model, not a curated record. Gene Ontology annotation, biological process: auxin polar transport; response to UV-B. Lineage: Eukaryota; Viridiplantae; Streptophyta; Magnoliopsida; Fabales; Fabaceae. Gene Ontology annotation, cellular component: chloroplast envelope. The transcript has 10 exons. Bases 191 to 1474 code for a protein of 427 amino acids.